Ogataea philodendri is the source of this 306-nucleotide messenger RNA. RefSeq lists its product as uncharacterized. The record is from RefSeq and is a predicted model, not a curated record. Bases 1 to 306 code for a protein of 101 amino acids. The transcript has a single exon. NCBI's taxonomy places the organism in Eukaryota, Fungi, Ascomycota, Pichiomycetes, Pichiales, Pichiaceae.
AUGGUGAUUUCGCUGUUUUCGAAUCGAGGAGUUUUCUCGUCCACCGCCAACCAUCUGAAAAAUCCCAUCAACAAUCCAAACUUCUCCAGUGUUUCCAUUCUGUGUCGUAGCUCAAGACUAAUCAGGUUCUUGAUGUGGUUUGUGAGUUGCCAGGAAGUUGGCGAAUGCUUUAAAUCGUUUCCUAUCAAUGGAGCAAGAUACGGUCUUGCGAGCGCAACAACGAAAUGGUUCACGUUGAACAGCUCGGUUAGUCUUGUGUAUGGAGAGAUUGGCGUGAACGACUUGGUUGAAAUCGAACUGGCAUAA